Molecule: messenger RNA, 1338 nt
Organism: Salvia miltiorrhiza (redroot sage)
Lineage: Eukaryota; Viridiplantae; Streptophyta; Magnoliopsida; Lamiales; Lamiaceae
Product: GDSL esterase/lipase EXL3-like
Exons: 5
Coding region: 84-1163 (359 amino acids)
Biological process (GO): lipid metabolic process
Molecular function (GO): lipase activity
Source: RefSeq, a predicted model, not a curated record
CCGGGCAUGUAACAAAUGCUUAUAAGAGGCUUGUUAGGUGUUAGACGAAUAUGAUUUAUGCAUUUUAAGGGAAAUAUUUAGAAAUGCAGGCGUGGAAACAAAUUCCUUUUUUGAUUGUCCUAAUAGUGGGAGUGGGAGUUGGGGCAGCCAGAAAACUACCAGGAAACCUGAGUGUUCCGGCAGUUGUGAUAUUUGGAGAUUCCAUCGUUGAUACAGGCAACAAUAAUUUCUACACCACCAUUGCUAAAUGCAACUUUCCCCCUUAUGGCCAAGAUUUCAUGGGCGGGAACCCCACCGGCCGAUUUUCCAACGGCAAAGUUCCUUCCGAUCUUCUUGUGGAAGAAUUAGGCAUUAAGCCUCUUUUGCCACCGUAUCUGGAUCCAUCUUUGAGCGAUGAAGAUCUGUUGACAGGCGUAAAUUUUGCAGCCGGAGCUGCAGGAUGGGACCCUAUCACAGCUAACCUCUCGGCAGUGAAAUCGUUGGCGGAUCAGUUAGAAAUGUUCAAAGGGUACAUAGAGAAGGUGAAGAAGAUUGGUGGGGAGCAGACACUCUCCAAAUUACUAAACGAAAGUAUGGUGGCAGUUGUGACAGGCAGCAACGACAUCUCCAACACCUACUUCAUCACACCUUUCCGACGCCUUCACUACGAUGUUCCUUCGUAUGUCGAGCUACUCGUGAGCUAUGCAUCCAGCUUCGUUCUGGAUCUAUAUGGACUAGGAGUUCGUAGAAUUGGCGUUACUAGUCUUCCUCCCGUGGGAUGCCUGCCCUCGCAACGAACCUUGCGGGGCGGACUCGAAAGGAAGUGUGUGGACGAAUAUAAUGAAGUUGCAGAGUUGUUUAACCACAAGCUCUCCGCUCAAUUGCUCUCUAUCAAUGCUCAAUUGGAUGAUGCAUACAUCUUCUUCAUAGAUAUCUACACACUCCCUCUUGAUUUCAUUCAGAACCCGCUCAAAUAUGGGUUCAAGAUCGGGGACAGAGGAUGUUGCGGAUCAGGGACUAUAGAAGUGACUUUCCUUUGCAAGGAUGUUGAAACGUGUGAAAAUGUAAAUGAUUAUGUGUUUUGGGACAGUUUUCACCCUACAGAGAAGGCCUACAGGAUUCUUAUAAAUGAGAUUAUCGACCAAUUCCUCGAAAACAUAUGUUCCACGACAGAGUUAUGUUGAAUCAUGAUAACAAAACACUAUACGAAUGUAAUUUCAAGCAUAGAAGAUCAGUCAUCAAAUGAUUUACAGGGUGAUAAUCAAUACCUAUUACUAUAAAAUAGUAGGGUACUAUAAUUUAGUUUGUGUAUUAUACCCAAACUACAUGUUUAAUUUAAAAACAUUAUUAUUAUUAUUA